Oldenlandia corymbosa var. corymbosa is the source of this 1432-nucleotide messenger RNA. Lineage: Eukaryota; Viridiplantae; Streptophyta; Magnoliopsida; Gentianales; Rubiaceae. The record is from the annotation of a GenBank genome assembly.
CUUCUUUUGGCUGUUUCUUUGUGAUUUCUUAAUCACUCAAACGUAUGAUGAAAAUGCACUAUACUACUUUACCAAAUGUUUUACUCUUAUAAAUUCACUCAUUCCUUUCUUCUAGAUCUCCCCCUUUCUUUCCCCUCCAACUUUUCAAUCGCCUCCUGUUAUUAUUCUUCUCAGUUAAGCAAAAUCCAAUUCCUUCUUCAAUGAACAAAAAAUCCACUUUCUUCGAUAUGAAACGAAGCCCUUCUGAAUUAGCCCUAGAGGAGUUCUUCAAGCAAGAUGAACAGAAAGUCGGUGCUCAUGAUAAUAAUAACAAUAUUCUUCACGGUGUUUUAAAUGGUAUUGAGAACCAUUUUCCGGUAAUCCAAAAGGAAACUCAAAAAAGUUUCCCUUUGGAUUCGCAAUCAUCGAUAUGCGUCGGAAGUCCGAUUUCCACAACCACUAAAUCAAAGUCGCGGGAUAAUUUCCAUCAGGCAAUACUCUUCGCGACGAGCGGUUCGUCGCCAGAUCAAUCGGACGACGACGAACUCGACAUCGAAGGCGGUCAGUGCGAGCAAAGCACGGACCCGGUCGACGUCAAGCGGAUCAAGAGAAUGGUGUCGAACCGGGAGUCGGCGAGGCGGUCGCGGAGGCGGAAACAAGCGCAUUUAGCGGAGCUGGAGCAACAAGUGGAGCAGUUGCGGGGCGAAAACGGCUCGCUGUUUAAGCAACUCACUGACGCUACUCAGCAGUAUAAGGACGCCGCGACAAAUAACCGGGUUCUGAAAUCCGACGUGGAAGCGUUGAGGGCGAAGGUCAAACUGGCAGAAGACAUGGUCGCACGUUGUUCGUUGACUUCGAGUUUGAGUCACAUUCUUCAAAACUGUUUGAACAACACUAAUAGUACUUUCAAUUGUAAUAACAUACGUCAAGGGAAUCAGAGUGAUGCUGGGCUGUUUCAUCCUCAGUUAGGAAUUACGGGUGGUCGGAGUAAUAAUAAUUCCGGCACCGUCGGUCUCGAAUCGGCCGGUAACUUUGAUAGGAGUAAUAAUGGUAUUGGAAGCGAGGCUAUAAGCUGCAUGACGGAGAUUUGGCCGUGGGAAUCUUCUUCUGUAAGAAAAUAAAAUUAAUUGAUUUAAGUCGUUUAAUUUAUUAGUUUCUGGCAGGUUAAUCUUUUGUCUCUCAAAAGGUGGAUCUCUUCAGUUUAAUUUGUGAUGGAGGUCUUAUACCAUAUUCUAUAUGCGUAGAGCAUAUCAUCGUAUAAUGCUUUCUGGGUUUUCGUAAAAAAGUAUUUUUUUUCUCUGAAUUUUAUGGUUCCUUUUGCGCAACUUAUUACUAUUAUUUUCUCUGAAAUAAAUUAUUACUAGUAUCAUUACAGACUACGGCGGGCAGGCGUCAUCAAUAUAUAGAUCGUGUUUCAUUUUCUAUAUUCUUUUUGAAAAUACUAUCUCCACUC